AUGAAGAAAAAAUUAAGGGAAUUGCACGGGCUAAAUAGUUUUUUAGCAAAAGAUAAUUUCAAGCAUUUAGUAAAAAAGGAACAACCUGAUGCUUUAUUUAUUAUUGGUCUCAAUAAGGAAAAAACGGCUUUUAAGGAAGCCAAAAAAGUUGGAAUGCCAGUGAUCGCAGUUUGUAAUACUAAUUGUAAUCCUGCUUUAGUUGAUUAUGUUAUUCCUGGAAGAGCCACAGUAAAAAGUGAAGUCUCAGAAACUAAAAAUAAUCAACCUUCUCCAAGUGAUAAUGGGGAGAUAAAACAAUUAAAAUCUGAAUUAAGUUCUCUAAAAAGUGAAUUAAAUAGCCUACAAGAUAACCCUAAAAAAAGCCAAUUAGAAAGUCAAUUAUCUAGUUUAGAAAGUGAAGUAAAAAACCUCACUAAAGGAGAGCACGAUAAAUCAACUAUUAAGGAAUUAGAAAGAGAAAUUAAAGAGAUUAAGGAAAAAAUUAAAAAUGAUAAACGAGAGGAUGGCCCGCCACCUUAUACUCCACCUACUGACGAAGAUCAAUUACAGUUUACAGUUUAUUAUUUUGCGGAAUUGGGACAAAAUCAUAUGUGA
Messenger RNA from Paraglomus brasilianum, 594 nucleotides. The record is from the annotation of a GenBank genome assembly. NCBI's taxonomy places the organism in Eukaryota, Fungi, Glomeromycota, Glomeromycetes, Paraglomerales, Paraglomeraceae.